GCAAAUUCGGAAUAAGAUCUUCUUUGCUCUCUUUUUCGAUUUCUUAUUCUUAUCGUUGUUAUUUUCGUGUUCUGAUUGCUUGACGUGUGCUAAUUAGCAGAUAUUCGGGUCCUCUGGGAAAUUAGGGUUUUCCUAGUUUCCUUAUUUAAACGGAAAUCGACAGUGUGAAUUUCGGUUCCCACAAAGAUCCAGAACCAGCAGGAGUCAAUAAUUGUAGACAUCUGCUUUGGGUUGGGACCCGGAACCGGCAGAUCCGAAGACUGCAGGUAUCUGAUCUGAGGAUAUGACCCAAAACCAGUAGGAACCAGGGACCGCAGAAAGUCUGAUAUGAGGAUAGGACCUGGAAUCAGUAGGGACCAGGGACUGCAGGAAGUCUGAUCUGAGGAUAGGACCCGGAACCAGCAGGAACCAGGGACUGCAGAAAGUCUGAUAUGAGGAUAGGACCCAGAACCAGUAGGAACCAGUUGGUAAUUCCUAUGUUGGGUCUUGUUACAUCUGUUUAGUGUUGUGUAUCCUCCCUUGAAGAGGAGUUUCCAGCUUUGUGAUGUUUAGAUCUGGUGAGAAUACGUCGUUUCAUGCCCUUAGAUGGUUGGGGUUGAAAUAUUCUGAAGGAAUGGAUGUAAUGUCUCUUCCGCCUAUCACCAUCAUCACGUAGCAUAUGACUGCCCCUCCUUCUAGCGCCAAACUGUUAGGAGAUUUUUGUGUACAAGUGAUUCGUGCUCAGCACUACGGAAUGAUAGGAAGAAGGAGACUGGUCGUUGUGAUACUUUCUCCUGCUUCGGUCGUGGAUAAGCCAGGAUAUCCUGCUCUGAGGGUAGUGCUAUACGGGUAUGGGCUAGUAUAUGUCGUCAGUGCCUUAGUAGCAGUAAGAAAGGUCGGCUGUUAGGCAGGAACCACCUGUCUGUAGUGAAGAUCACAGGGUAUUCUGGGUCUGCAAUUGACGGUCCCGACUCCAGGGUCGGUCCUUGGAUGCCUCCUGAUUUCUAGUUGAUGGUUCCGACCACCAGGGACGGUCCCUGAGCGUCUAGGGGUGGAACCAUGGAAGGUGUUUGGGUUUAUAGCUGCAUCCUUCAACGGGGAUUGCCUACGUACCCUUCAGUGAGGGAUCAAGUCGUUCGUAGUUCAUGUAUGUGGAGGCACAGAGCCUAGAUGGGCGCGUAGCCAGAUGGAGGCACAUAGCCUUAAUGGAGGCACGUAGCCUAAGGAGAACGUAGCUCUUUAGGUUUUUGGAGUCAUCCGUACUAGGGGGCAAAUAGCCCGAACAGAUAGUAAACCUGUCGAUAUGCUGCAGUGAACAUGGAGCGUCGAUGUGCUUCAGUGAGCAUGGAUGGACCUUGCUGAUGAGCUGGAGAUCGUGGCCUCAGCCAGUCAGUAGAGUUGUAGACGUGUUGCAGGGAGCAUAUAUCUUUCCCUGGUCGAUAGUAACCGCCAGGAUCAGCCUCUACUAGGCUUGUCCGAGAAGAAGUUCUUCUAUGUGUAGAAUCUUGCCUUGGCGGCUGUAGAAUUGGUGAGCUCUGGUUAUGGACGUCUCCCUCUCUCCUUUAGGUUUAGAAACCUAUAUUUAUAGAAGAGGUCAUGCCUCCUCUUUUUGGGUUUGGAAAUAUUCCAUAUAUCCUUACAUAAUAGAAUAUUUCUAUUCUUUUUCAAGGGCGGCUUAUAUAUUGGAAUACUUCCUCUUUCUCUUGGAUUUAGGAAGAUCCCUUCUUCUCUAAGCUGAUUACUUGAUAAAUAUCCAUUUAUCUUAAGGCAGGAGAAAUCACUUGGUCAGGAAGACGGAGGAAUGUCCCAGACCUGGGGGCAGGGACCCGAGACCGGAGGCAGAAACCCGGACCCUGGGGGCAGGGACCUGGAAUACGGAAGCUGGAGUAAUAUCUUCAUGGAAUAUUUUUCCCCAACAGUUUGCCCCUUAUUUUCUGGCUUCAUGUUUCAAGACAAGAAAUAAUCCAACUUUCAUCAUUGGACUAUAAGUUACACUGUAGUAUCAAGCUGCCUUGUUGAUCGUUCUCAGAUGUACUUGCGCUCGGUGUGAAAGGAUUUGCAGCCUGGUUGGAGAUGUAAAACCUUUGAUUCGGAUGACCUGGAAAUGGAGAAUCAGGAAGAACCACAAUGUAGGACCUAGUAAACGCUCUAAGGGUGGACAUCACCGUCGUGCUAGAUCAGGUCGGGCCUGUAGGACUUUCUUCUUCUCCUUUAUAAGGAUGAGACAUUGCCCCUACGGUGGGGAUUUGCCGGAGUUGGCAGAAAGUUUGAUGAAGAAGCCAGGAACGCCUGCAUAAAGGGUGAUGCUACUGCUCAUACCCAGGUGCUUGUGCUUCUCCUGUGGCUGUACUCCGCUUUAGUUCAGGCCUGAUUUUAGUUUGCGUUUCUUGAGGCUCUCUGGCUCCACGAACCUUGUGGAGGAGUGUAUGGGUCAGGACCCAGGAAUUUUAAGAGGGAGAAUCUUGGCGAGACUAAGGAUCAGGAGAACGAAGAGGUUGAAUAAGACCCGGAGGCCGAAACUAAGGAUCCUCAUGCUUGAUUCCACUGGCAUGGCUUGUGCCUCUCGAGCUUGUAAAGGCUGGAAUGGACAUUUAGGAGGGUCUCCGUGCCGGUUUCCUUGCAGCGUUUAGCAUACUUGAUACUCCUUUGCUGCUGAUGUUUGUAGCUGUAGCUUCUUGCCUCGUCUCUGGAUCGUACCUUGACUUUUGGCAGAGGGGAUAUUCAGCAUGUUCUUCUUGAUGCCUGGAGUGCGGGGGAAAAAUAUCCCGGUAUUAUUUCCCCCAGCCUCUGGGCAGGACUCAGAUCGCCGGGUCCCAAGUAAACGGGUUCCUCGGGUCCCCCCAGAGAGAACCCUGGGCUCGGUCCCUGGUCCCUGCUCCCUUCCAAGAAAUGGAAAACUUCCGACAAGGAGAACCUUCCAUAUUUCCGAAUAUGAAAGAGUUUAACCUAAUGAAACCGACUUCUGGACGACUAUAUAAGAGCUACAACAGCCCUCAAGCAUGUGGAGACCUUUUGGACUUGGAGAUUAUACUUAGGUGGCUAGGGUUAGGGUUCAUGCGAAUAUACUUAUAAUCCUUGCUUGUUCUAUGUAAUAAAGAUCUCCCAAGUCUAUAUUUUCCUCAAUCUCUCUAAAUCCCCACGAAACACUCUUAAAUCUACCCAACAAAUCAACUUAUCCAUCGUUCUGUGGUAAUCUGAAAGAGCCUACACAAAAAUCCCCUAACAGUUUGGCGCUAGAAGGAGGGGAGUAAUCUAACUACGUGAUGAUGGCGAUGGAUGAGUCCUCCCUACCACACUCGCAAGAGGAAACGACUUACGUCAUAUCCGGAGGAUUAGAGACAUGCAGUGCAAGUCACUCAGCCACCCCGGAAAACACCCGGAGGACUGGGAGCAGUUCGGCGAAAAUCAAGCAGGAAUCCUCUCAGACAACCGAGAUAAGUUUCACAGCCGAAGAACGAGAGAGAGUCCUGUUACCUCAUCACGAUGCUCUCACCGUCACACUUCUGGUAGCAAACUGCAUGGUCAAAAGGAUACUGGUAGAUAGCGGUAGCUCCAGUAACAUCAUCUUCCAAGCGGCGUACCAAAGUCUGGGGUUAGAAGAAGGAACCUUAAUACGCAAAGCGACCCCCCUGAUAGGAUUCAGCAGAGAAGUCAAACAAGCAACCAGAGAAAUCUUCCUCCCCAUCUAUGCUGAAGGAGUCAGCCUCCUUACUAGGCUUCACGUCGUCGACUGCCACUCCUCUUAUAAUAUGAUCUUAGGCCGGGCAUGGAUUCAUGGAAUGAGAGUAGUUCCCUCGACUCUCCAUCAGGAAACCACCCGCCAUUGCUAUCAGAUCGCUCUAAAAGAGCGAACCAAAACAACAUUGCCCCCGCAAGUCAAAUCCCAAGCUCCGCAUACAGAAGAACCAGAAGUUGAGGAUAUGGACGACGUACCCCUAGUAGAAGGUGACUUAACUCGCAACCUCAAGAUCGGGUCCAAGCUCUCCGAAGGAUUAAGAAGAAGACUGGAAGACUUCCUCCGGUCCAAUUCCGACUGUUUCGCAUGGUCACACUUAGACAUGUGUUGGGGUCAAAAAUGGUUGCGAAGAAGUUAACAAUCAAAACGUCCGAGGAAUAAAAUAAGAAUUUCUCCGAUGAAUACUUUUCGAAAUAGAUUAUUUCUUACGAAAAAGCUUUACGGAGGAAAGAACGAGACGUCCGACGAAAGCUCAAAACAGGUCGUUAUGCAGCGACUAAACGCGCCAUGCUCGGUCGCUACGUAGCGACCGAGCGUCCGUCCCAGUCGGUCGCUACGUAGCGACCGAGCUCGAGCCAAAGCUCGGUCGCUACAUAGCGACCGAGCGUUCAUCCCACUCGGUCCCUAC
Molecule: messenger RNA, 4343 nt
Organism: Brassica rapa (field mustard)
Lineage: Eukaryota; Viridiplantae; Streptophyta; Magnoliopsida; Brassicales; Brassicaceae
Source: RefSeq, a predicted model, not a curated record